This is a messenger RNA of Hydractinia symbiolongicarpus, 3127 nucleotides long. Its product is annotated as vacuolar protein sorting-associated protein 18 homolog. The coding region runs from base 50 to 2932 and encodes 960 amino acids. Gene Ontology annotation, biological process: endosome to lysosome transport; lysosome organization; organelle fusion. The record is from RefSeq and is a predicted model, not a curated record. Lineage: Eukaryota; Metazoa; Cnidaria; Hydrozoa; Anthoathecata; Hydractiniidae. Gene Ontology annotation, molecular function: protein-macromolecule adaptor activity; protein binding. The transcript is spliced from 27 exons. Gene Ontology annotation, cellular component: endosome; HOPS complex.
UUUCAGCUUUACAAAAAUAUUUUUACAUGCAUAAAUUCAGCUAGCUACCAUGGCAGAUUUAAUGGACCAGUAUGCAACCAUUGAACUUUCAAAUGGCUCAUUUCAAUUUCAGCAACAUGUUGAGCAAGAGCCUAUAUCUUCAGGUUAUGUCGAUGUUUCAUCUCAGGAAGAGAAACCAAUGUUUCAAAGAGAGCUCUUCAAUCUUAGGCCUGCAUCGAAAAUAAUUGAUGUUGCUGUUUCUAAUAAUGUCAUGGUAGUGGCGCUUGAAGGUAACCAUGUUAAAAGAAUCAACAUUGCAAAUCCUUCCGAACUGGACACUGUGGAUAUACCCAAAAGAAGUGAAGAUCAAAUAGACAAAGUGUUUUUAAAUCCUACUGGUCAUCAUUUGUUGGUUUCCAUGAAGUCGGGGGAAUCAUUUUAUCUUGGUAGAAGUAAUAAAAAACCUAGAUCAUUGGCAAAACUAAAGAACCACAAAAUUGAAUGCAUUGCAUGGAAUAAGAUACAGGCUACAGAAACAACAACGGGACAGAUUCUACUUGGCACUGCAAAAGGUAUGAUUUGUGAGACGGAAAUUGAUUCUGAAGAGAAGUUCUUGUCAAUGGGUGCAGAAAAACACAUGAAAGUUAUCUUUAAUGUAAAUGAAAAUCGUAGUGAAGAAGAGUCUAUUACUGGCUUACACAUGGAAAAAUUUAGUGGUUUUGAAAAAAGAUAUGUUGUGAUGGCAACUACUGUAAGUCGACUUUAUCAAUUUGUUGGUGAUGCAUCAAACGAAGCUCCAAUCUUUCAACCAGUGUUGACUGUGUUUAACCCUGACCUUACACCAUAUUUAGAGCUACCCGCCGGCAUGCUGGAUUACAGCGGUUUAAACUUUUACUAUCCCAGAGCAAAGGGGAUGCCGAAAUAUUUUGCAUGGCUUACAAGUCCUGGCGUAUAUUUUGGACAUUUGGAUUUCACACGCAGUACUGUCAAACAAAAUAUCACCACUGAAACAAGAUUGUUACCACCAACAGAAAUUAAAGCAGAAGCUCCUAUUGCCAUCGAUAUCACUGAAUUUCAUUGCACUUUGCUUUAUAAAAACAAAUUUGAAACAAUCUGCAUUUUAAAUGAUGAAGAAGAUUUUGUGGAAACCAUUCCAUCUAGGUUUGGUAUGAUGUGUGGUUUGAGAUCAGACAUUAUGAAGAAGACACUGUGGGUCUUCUCCGAAAGUUGUAUUUUUCAGUAUAAAAUCUUCCACGAGAGUAGAAACGUGUGGAAGUUAUACCUCAAUAGUGGCGAGUACGAGCUUGCAAAAGAUUACUGCAAACAUAAUCCUGCUCAAAUGGACCUAGUGUUACGCAAACAAGCCGAGAGUAUGUUUGAAGAGAAAAAAUAUGAACAAGCAGCUGCUUAUUAUGCAUUGACUCAAAUUUCAUUCGAAGAAGUUGCAUUAAAGUUUAUACAAGCCAAACACUCCGAAGCUUUAAAAAUGUUUCUAUUGAAAAAAAUGGUGAAUUUAAAAGCUCAUGAUCGUACUCAGUUAAUGAUGCUGUUAACAUGGUUGAUUGAACUCUACUUAAACCAACUAGGAGAGUUACGUGAUCAAGACAAAAAAGGGGGUGUGUAUGAUUCCCUGCAAGAUGAGUUUCGGAAAUUUUUAAAUCAAAGUAAAGUUAAGGCUUGCCUGGAACAGAACAAGCGUGUUGCUUACGACCUUUUGUCCAGUCAUGCAGACACUGAAAAUCUGAUUUUUUUCGCCAUGAUAAUGCAAGAUUAUCCACGUGUUAUCCGACAUCACAUACAACAAGAUGAUUUUUUAGCUGCAUUGGAAGUUCUAAAGAAACAGCGAGAAGAUUAUCAGCUACUGUUUGAGCAGUUCUCUCCCACUUUGAUGCAACAUAUACCUAAACAACUGGUUGAAGUGUGGAAGCAACGAGACCUAGACGCGAAGAGCUUGAUUCCUGCACUAGUGACUCAGACGCAGAACAAUGACCAGAAGUCCUUAAAAUAUGCUGUUGAUUAUCUGGAACAUUGUGUGUACAAACUGAAGAAUGAAGAAUCGGCUAUACACAACUACUUGGUAUCACUCUAUUGUAAGAUGGACGAAGAAGGUCCUUUACUGAGAUAUCUCAACUCACAAGGACAGGACAACGAGGAGGUAAGUUAUGACCUUAAGUACGCUCUUCGUCUAUGUUCGGAAAACGACAAACAUCAAGCGGCGGUACAGAUCUACAGUACGAUGGGUUUGUAUGAAGAAGCAGUAGACCUCGCGUUAAAAGUCGACAUCGAGAAAGCAAAACUGUACGCCGAUAAACCGGAAUACGACGACGUCUUAAAAAAGAAGCUCUGGUUAAAAGUUGCGCGGCAUGUCGUAGAAAAACAGCAAGACAUUGGAAGAGCAAUGGAGUUGUUGACGGAUUGUCCAUUACUGAAGAUUGAAGAUAUCCUACCAUUCUUUCCUGAUUUUGUUAUCAUUGACCACUUUAAGGAAGCUAUUUGUGAAUCUUUACAAGAAUACAACCGACACAUAGAUGAACUCAAGAUGGCUAUGCAGGACGCAACAGAAAGCGCGAAAGUGGUUCGUGCAGAAAUUCACGAUAUACGAAGCAGAUACGGCUCCAUAGAAGCUCAAGAAAAAUGUGCUGUUUGUUAUUAUCCCUUGGUCACACGUUCCUUCUACUAUUUUCCAUGUACGCACGUGUUUCAUUCGGAUUGUUUAAUCACAAAGGUAAAAGAAGAGUUAAAAGAAAGACAACGUGUGAAGCUAGAAGAUGUACUCAAUCGAUUAUCAUCUAAUGUAUCCACGACCGCACAAGCACGAGAAAAAUUGCAGGACGAUCUUGACGAGCUGGUAGCUGGUGAAUGUUUAUAUUGUGGAGAUGCGAUGAUUAGAUGUCUUGAUAAGCCGUUCAUUAAAGAUGUUGAUUUUGAAGCCAUACUUCUCAGCUGGAAGUGAAGGCUUGAACAAAAGCGACAAAAAUUCGAUGGGAUCAAAAUACAGAACAGAAUGAAAAAAACAGCAAUAUUGCGUUAGACUCAACUUCAUUACGAGGCUCUGUGUUCACAUCCAGUGCCACGCCGUAGAAUAUUCACUGUAUAUAGAACAGAUUGUACAUUUUAUACUGCAAUAAAAAUCAGAUUUUCAUACAAA